Harpia harpyja (harpy eagle) is the source of this 2439-nucleotide messenger RNA. RefSeq lists its product as uncharacterized. Gene Ontology annotation, molecular function: olfactory receptor activity; G protein-coupled receptor activity. Gene Ontology annotation, biological process: G protein-coupled receptor signaling pathway. NCBI's taxonomy places the organism in Eukaryota, Metazoa, Chordata, Aves, Accipitriformes, Accipitridae. The record is from RefSeq and is a predicted model, not a curated record. The transcript has 7 exons. Gene Ontology annotation, cellular component: membrane. Bases 1 to 2439 code for a protein of 812 amino acids.
AUGUCCAACAGCAGCUCCAUCACCCAGUUCCUCCUCCUGGCAUUCGCAGACACGCGGGAGCUGCAGCUCUUGCACUUUGGGCUCUUCCUGGGCAUCUACCUGGCUGCUCUCCUGGGCAAUGGCCUCAUCAUCAUCGCUGUAGCCUGCGACCAGCACCUCCACACCCCCAUGUACUUCUUCCUCCUCAACCUCUCCCUCCUCGACCUGGGCUCCAUCUCCACCACUCUUCCCAAAUCCAUGGCCAAUGCCCUUUUGGAUACCAGGGCCAUUUCCUAUGCAGGAUGUUCUGCCCAGGUCUUUCUGUUUGUCUUUGUGAUGUCCUCAGAGUUUUAUCUCCUCACUGUCAUGGCCUAUGACCGCUUCAUUACCAUCUGCAAACCCCUGCACUAUGGGACCCUCCUGGGCAGCAGAGCUUGUGCCAACAUGGCAGCAGCUGCCUGGGGCAGUGGUUUCCUCUAUGCCGUGCUGCACACUGCCAAUACAUUUUCACUGCCGCUCUGCCAAGGCAAUGCCAUGAACCAGUUCUUCUGUGAAAUCCCCCAGAUCCUCAAGCUCUCCUGCUCAGACUCCUACCUCAGGGAAUUUGGGCUUCUUGUGGUUAGUGCUCUCGUAUUUUGGGGCUGUUUCGUUUUCAUUGUGCUGUCCUAUGUGCAGAUCUUCAGGGCUGUGCUGAGGAUCCCCUCUGAGCAGGGACGCCACAAAGCCUUUUCCACGUGCCUGCCUCACCUGGCCGUGGUCUCCCUGUUUCUCAGCACUGGCAUGUUUGCCUACCUGAAGCCCCCCUCCAUCUCUUCCCCAUCCCUGGACCUGGUCAUGGCAGAUCUGUACUCCGUGGUGCCCCCAGCAGUGAACCCCCUCAUCUACAGCAUGAGGAACCGGGAGCUCAAGGAUGCCAUUAGGAAACUGAUUUCAUCAACACCUUUGAGUAGGCAUGAGCGAUUGCACCCCCAGAAGGACGUUGGUCAGGAUUCUGCAUGGCUGCAGGAGCAGAAACCUGUCAGUCACGUUGUUACCCACGACAUCAUUCUUGAGGGUAACUGGAGCUGCCUGGAGAGCCUGAGGGAUCUCCAGGGACAGUGCAUGCCUCCAGUAGGCAGGGCAAAGGAUCGCAGUGGAGGGUGCUGCAAGCCCACUGAGUCCAAGGCAGAUGAGGACUUUGUCUGCAACCGUCUCAGGAGGUCUUUCAGUCACGUUCCCAAAAUCACAGCUUACAAGAAAGACUUCACAGACCCUCCUCCACCCCUCUAUCUCCAGGCUGUGAGCUCCAGCCACUGUGCCAUCAGAGCUCCCCAGAUCACAGAGAAGGAGCCAUGUGUCCUUGAGCUACCUGUGCGCUCUCGGGAGCUGCAGCAAGACCAGGAGCUGCCCACAGCGCCCACCAGCCGUUGUGUGUCCCAAGCCAACACACAACACUGUUGUUGUCCCAGGAGGACAACCAACACUGCAAGCACAGAGGCCACGAAAGGGGUUUUAAAACCUUUCAUUUCCAUGGGGAACAACAACCAAACCCUCGCCACAGACUUCAUCUUCCUGGGUUUCUCCAGUGUCGCGGAACUGCAGAAGCUGCUUCUUGUGGUGUUUUUGCCGCUGUACCUGGUCACUCUGAGCAUGAAUACCACUAUAAUGAUUAUCAUAUGGGCUGAUCGGAGCCUUCACACACCCAUGUACUUUUUCCUUUGCGUCUUGUCAUUUUCCGAGACUUGCUACACCUUCGUCAUUGUCCCCAAGAUGCUGGUAGACUUGAUAGCAGAGAGAAAAACCAUUUCCUUCCUAGGCUGUGCUGUACAAAUGUACUUCUUCCUUUUCUUGGGGUGCUCCCACUCUUUCCUCCUGGCAGCCAUGGGCUACGACCGCUGCGUUGCCAUCUGCCACCCCCUGCACUACAACAGAAUCAUGACUUGGCGAGUGUGUGCUCAGCUGGUGGUUGCUUCUGCUCUGAGCGGAUUUCUGGUUGCCCAGGUGGUUACCCCCUUGAUAUUUUGUUUGCCUUUCCAUACAUCCAGGAAACUCAACCAUUUCUUCUGUGACAUCUCCCCUGUCCUCCGAGUGGCCUUUACUCACACAAACCUCAGUGAGGCCAUUAUCUUCACCCUGGGUAUCUCUGUCCUUACAAUCCCACUGAUGCUGAUCCUUAUUUCAUACCUCUUUGUUGCCUUAGCCAUCCUGCAGAUCCCUUCAGCCGCAGGGAGGCACAAAGCCUUCUCCACCUGCAGUGCUCACCUGAUAGUAGUGAUUGUUCAUUACGGCUGUGCCUCCUUCAUCUACCUGAGACCCGACUCCAGCUACUCGUCGGAUCAGGAUGCAUUGAUCUCUGUCACUUAUACCAUCCUCACUCCCCUGCUCAACCCUAUGAUUUACAGCCUAAGGAACAAGGAUGUCAAAAUGGCUCUUCAAAAAGCAAUCAGGAAAAACAUACUAUCUCAGAAAGUUUUCCAGUGA